AUGGAUCAGAGGGCGGCUCCAGUUUCCCCGCCUGGAGUCAGUGAUGUACGUGGGGGCCGCUAUUCUUCUCGCCGGGAUGGCCGCCAGCGCGAUGUCUUCCCGAUUCCUCUUCUCCCUGAUCCUGUUUCUUCCUCCAUUGAGCUUCAGAGCACGAAGACCCUUUCUCGGACAGCAGCUCGGCGGGUACACCGCCGCCAUCAUAGGCUUGACAUGGUGAAUGAGAUAGUCGUGACUCUCAACGACAUGUACCUAGGUGGUAGUGGACAUGACGACCUUCCGCGUCGUGCCGCUGGAGAUCCGCUGCUUGCUGCCCAUGUCGAGGUACACCGGGAGCUGGAAGAUGCGGUUCGACGCUUCGGAGAGCCUCCGCUGGAUCUCGACGGCCCAGGAGCCCUUGCGGAGCUUCGGGUGUCCCAGGCGUACCACGGGGAGGCCGUGGCCAUCGCCCCGGUUGGCUUCGACAACGUCGACCGCAUUUCCCUGCCUGCCGCUACGACCUCUCCGCAGACGUUAGAGCACUUGGCUGGGGAUGUGGGCCGGAAGAUCGCUGACCGUUUACAAGAUUUGUUGUUACCCCGAGAACAGGGGUUGGACCGUAUCCAUACUGAGGGACCGCGUCGGCUAUACGUUGAUCCCAACCUUCGUAACCCUAAGUUGCAUCAGCGGGUGCUUCAGCGGCUGGUGGACUCUAACUUGGUGAGUUUCCAGCUGGACUGCGAGCGCUCGGUCGGGCUCUUUUUCGUUCACAAGAAAAAUGGCGAUCUACGGAUGAUCCUAGAUGGCCGCUACUCGUCAUUGCGCUUCGCCGAGGCCGACAAGGUUGAGUUGGCCUCCGGCGGAGCUUUCAGCCAGAUCGCCGUAGACGGGGAUGACCCCAUCGCCGUGGCCGGCGUGGACAUCGCCGAUGCCUUCUACAACAUCCUGUUGCCUCCAUGGCUGCAAAAAUACUUCGGCCUCCCGCCCGUCAGAGCAGGCGACUUCAAUCUCUCUCAUGUUGUCGAGGGUAUUCCUGUGCUUCCCUCGCAAAAGGUGGUCCCAUGCUUUCGUUGCCCGCCCAUGGGUUGGAGCGUGAGUCUUUGGAUCUGUCAGACCUUGAAUGAGCACAUCAGCUCCCUUGUCCCAGACAUCAGUACACAUAACCUCCUUGUUGAUCGCAGGCCAGCCCCGAGUUUGAGCAACGAUUUCAUACACACUGAGUACGUUGACAACUUCGUCUCAUUGUCACGGUCUGUGGAGCGUGCAGGCGACAUCGCCAGGGCCGUGGGCCGCGAACUGAAUCGAGUCGGGUUGCCUACGCACGAGGUCGAGGAGGGGGUAGGUGGUCAGACUUUGGGCUGGGAGUUUGGCUCGAAUGAUGCGGUCAUCGGGUUGAAUCCUCGUCUACGCUGGAGGUUACGUCUUGGCAUCCAGGAGAUCUUGAGGCAGGGCCGCUGUACUGGGGACGCGCUCCGGAGGGUCAUAUCGCACUAUACCUCUCGGGGCCUCAUCAGGCGGGAGCUUCUGAGCGCUCUGAGUGCCGUGUACUCGUUCAUCCGCGUCGUCGAGUUGUCGUCCUUCAACGAGCGAUGGAGGUUUGGGCGAGACAACGAGAAGUCGAUGCCUCCCCGAGCCUUCGACAUCGGCACGUGGGAGGAUGAGACCGAGGAGACCAAGGCGAGUGCGGGGUUCGGCGAGCCCCACCAUGUCCUGAAGGCCUCGCACGGCCUGUUGUUCGAGGAGCCCAUCAAGGUCUUCCCGAAGCCUCCGGAGGCCAAGUUCAGGAGCGUCUCGAAGGAGGUCUGGGGUGGUGUCUGGAAGCGUGUCCUUUCGAAGCCUUGGGGGCGCGAGGAGCCCCAGGUCAUCUUGGAAGGCAGGGCUCUGUAUGCCGUCAGGUGGCAGCGUUGGCUCUGUGCAGUGGCUGUGGCGUUGUCUGGCGCUGGGUACCUUCCGAGCACAACAGUGCUGACGCAGCCUCGCGUAAUCGACCUGGCCUUACAGCUGAGGCGGAUCGCGCAGCCGCUGGAGAUGCCAGGCGCAGCAGCCCUUGUUCAGGGCUACAGCCGGGACAUCGUCCCGAGGCCCGGAGCGGGUCGCUCGUUUCUGGAGCAGGAGUCGGUGUCUGCCGCCACCCGCCGGGACUACCAGAGGAGAGCUCACGACUUUUACCUCUGGGCGGAGCACUCGCGCUUGGUGACGGUGACCGAGGAGCAACUGGACGAGACCCUGGUGAUCUACUUCCACGAGCAGUUCUUGGAGGGGGGCGAGAGCACGGACGCGUGGAACCUGUUUGCGUCGCUGGCCUUCGAGGGCCGCCACCUGGGCUUGAAGUGCAGCAAUCUGCCGCGUGCGACCCGAGCUGCGCGAGGAUGGCGCAAGCUGGCUCCACCUCGGUCGAGGCUCCCGCUGCCGUGGGCUGCCUGCUGCCUUGUCAUCCGCCAGCUCAUCCAGGCCGGACAGCGAGUGCUUGCGGAGCUCACGGCCGUGGCCUUCGCCCUGUACCUGAGGCCUUCGGAAGCGCUCUCCCUGACUACCAACAGCCUGGUGCCCCCGUCGGUGCUUCAUGGAGGCCCACGCGGGGCCUGGAGCGUGAUGCUUCAUCCAAGGGAAGCCCGGGUGUCCAGCAAGACGGGGGUGUACGACGACUCGCUGCUGGUAGACAGCCCCGCCUUUCCUUGGCUGCCCGGUCUUUUCCAAAAGCUGCUGCGCGAGCGUCCCAAGAACAGCCCUCUCUUCCCCGUAACGUACAGCGAGUGGAACGCCAAGUUCGCCGCCGCAGCCAGGGACAGUGGUCUUCAGCCGUUGCUGCCACUGACCCUUCACCAGCUCAGGCACGGAGGAGCGAGCCACGAGCUGCUGGUCCGGGCCCACACCCAGGACGAGGUGAAAAAGAGAGGUCGUUGGGCCACAGAUCAGGCCGUGAGGCGGUACGCCAAAGGAGGACGGAUUCAAGAACAGUUGAACAUGCUCCCACACCACAUUCAAGGCACCGCGAAGCGAAGCCUCGAUACGAUUGGCGCCGUCCUCUGCGCGACCUAGCUCGUUUUGUGAACGAAUCUGGGCAGCAAGUCAUGUUAGAAGUCUUCAGUGGGAGCGGCAACCUUUCUCGGUCGCUUCGGUUAGUCCUGAGGGGGACCGCCUGCUUCGAGCUCGACAUUGUUCAUGACGCCGCUGCCGAUGUUUUGUCUGGUAG
This is a messenger RNA of Prorocentrum cordatum, 3169 nucleotides long. The record is from the annotation of a GenBank genome assembly. NCBI's taxonomy places the organism in Eukaryota, Dinophyceae, Prorocentrales, Prorocentraceae.